AUGAGGAAUGAAAGAGUGAAGGAGAAGAUUGAGGACGUAGGUAAAUCCACUGGAGUUGAAGACAUUGGCAUUGGAGGUGCUGUUGCAACUCACAUUGCCAAGGUAGUUGAACAAGAUGAUAAGAUGAAUGAAGGCAAGCCAGGAAUAGUCGCAAGCCAAGGAAUCCAAGUACAAGAAGGGUUGAACCUUUUGCAUAAACAAGAGGGAAUAUAUGUUGCUCCUAACAACAACAAUGACAUUUCUUCAGCUUCUGCAGAUAUCCGUACAAGAUUGGGAGCAUAUAAACAUUUUGUUGAUCUGGAUGAUGCACAGAUUUCUCUUCUGGUGGAGGCAAUAACAACAUAUCCUCAUCUCUGGAAUGCUUCCAAGAAGUUUAGUGAGCGCUUUCAAGCUUGGAGGUUGAAAAUUUUGGCAGAUAUGUUGCUGUUCCUUCAGAAGGAAAGUGACGAUAGUGUUAUUCCUCAAAGAGAAAAAGUGUUUGAUAAACUAUGUGAAGAAGCUAUUGAAAUUGGAUUUGAGAGUUCAUGGGUAGAGGAAAUGCGUCAACGUGUUGUGGCGAGGGAUCGUAAGCUGGAAGAGGACAUUGCUAAGAGACAAAUAAAUGAGAAUUCUAAGAGGUAUGAUUAUGUUGUUGGAUGAUUAUACAUUUGGUGG
Messenger RNA from Vigna angularis (adzuki bean), 654 nucleotides. RefSeq lists its product as uncharacterized. The transcript is spliced from 3 exons. NCBI's taxonomy places the organism in Eukaryota, Viridiplantae, Streptophyta, Magnoliopsida, Fabales, Fabaceae. The coding region runs from base 1 to 639 and encodes 212 amino acids. The record is from RefSeq and is a predicted model, not a curated record.